AAGACGGACUACAUUCGACUGUUUUGGCACAGCUAGAUAUCUUCUAUAUAAAUGGAAAACAUAUCCUUCUGUACAUACAUUAAACUGAUUUAUAUACCAUAUAAUGCAAAGAAAUAUGUUGGUUCAAAAUACAGGCCACUCAUCUCGAAAAUUAAAUACGUGGAAAUACAUAUUAUUUAGUGUUUGCACGUUACUUUCUCUCGUUGAGAUAUAUGUUGUUCUGCCUCAUUUUCGUAAUGAUGAAAAAUCAAUGCGUUUUGAUAAAAGACUGGAGCCUAAAAUAAAAACUUGUUGGUUUUCUGGGAGAAAUACUUCUUAUGGUAUAAUGAAUAAUACGCUUUUUGAAGUGAAGUUGAAGCCCGGAUUAAUGAAACUGAUAAAUCCUACGUCACCAAAAUAUACACCAACUGUCAAUGGAACAUAUCAUCUAGAAAAUAAGAACUUUUGUUCGGAAGAAAGAUUCCUGUCAUUGAUUGUAAUGAUUCUGUCUUCAACAAAUAAUUUUCAAAGAAGAAAUGCUGUCAGAGAAACCUGGGGAAAUUCAAGUUACUAUGUGAACUUCGGGACAGUAAAAGUUUUGUUUGUGCUAGGUUUAACAAAAGAUUCAAGCGUUCAAGAACACAUUGAGGCAGAAUUUAAUCGAAGUAAAGAUAUUCUACAAGGAUCCUUUAUAGAUUCAUAUAAAAACUUGUCGUACAAGUCUGUAUUAGGCUUUAAAUGGUUGACAGAACGAUGUAGAAAUGCUAAAUUUGUUCUAAAAACAGACGACGACGUAGUAAUAAAUAUGUUCCGUAUAUUUGAAACCGAUAUACCAAAGAUUUCGAUAGAUCAAUAUCAAGUUCAUUGUGAACGUCGUACAAAUAGUCCAGUUCUUAGAAACAGAAAUGCAAAAGCUUAUGUUGAACCGCAUCAGUUGAGAGGACUGAAAUAUCACAUGCCAUAUUGUCAUGGACAAUACGUGAUGUUCCUGAAUGACAUCGUUCCUUAUUUAUACAAAUCCGCAGCAAUUACUCCGUUCUUUUGGAUUGACGAUGUAUUUAAUUACGGUAUAGUUAUUAACAAUAUACCUGCAUUAAAAUACAAACAAGUACAAUCAAGUGAAUAUGUGUCUUACAAAAAAUUGGAUAAAUCGUUGUGUAUGAAAGAAUCAUCUCAAUUAUGUCGUUAUUUAUAUGUAGUUACAGAUAACGACAAUCAAGCAAAAAGUGUUUGGUCAUCUAUAAAUUUACAGUAUAGAAAUACAAGUUAUUAA
Messenger RNA from Ruditapes philippinarum (Manila clam), 1252 nucleotides. Its product is annotated as beta-1,3-galactosyltransferase 1-like. Gene Ontology annotation, cellular component: membrane. NCBI's taxonomy places the organism in Eukaryota, Metazoa, Mollusca, Bivalvia, Venerida, Veneridae. The record is from RefSeq and is a predicted model, not a curated record. Bases 104 to 1252 code for a protein of 382 amino acids. The transcript has a single exon. Gene Ontology annotation, molecular function: hexosyltransferase activity.